Messenger RNA from Tachyglossus aculeatus (Australian echidna), 3611 nucleotides. RefSeq names its product spermatogenesis associated 2 (gene SPATA2). Bases 135 to 1463 code for a protein of 442 amino acids. NCBI's taxonomy places the organism in Eukaryota, Metazoa, Chordata, Mammalia, Monotremata, Tachyglossidae. Gene Ontology annotation, cellular component: cytoplasm. The record is from RefSeq and is a predicted model, not a curated record. Gene Ontology annotation, biological process: protein K63-linked deubiquitination; regulation of necroptotic process; regulation of tumor necrosis factor-mediated signaling pathway. The transcript has 5 exons.
ACUCCCGGGCCCGGGCUCUAUCCCAGCCCGCAUGGCCGGGGGCCGGCCCGCCGCCCGCCGCCCGGCCGUGGCGGAGAACAGGUAGCCGCGGGAGCCGGCCGGAGCGGGCCGGGCCGGGCCGGCGGCGGCCCCCCAUGGAGUCGAGGUACAAAGAUGACCUGUUCCGGAAGUACGUGCAGUUCCACGAGGCGCGGGCGGACGGCGCGGACCCCGGGGGCCGGCGGCGGGGGGCCUCGGCCGACGAGGGCCUGCGCGUGGCCGCCUCGGCCCUGCUGAGCCUGCAGCAGGUGGAGCCCCCGGCUCGCUUCCGCCUGCUCCAGUUCUACGAGGUGGCCGAGGGCUCCCUGCGCGGCCCGCGCUCCUCCAACCUGCGGGCCCUGCGCGGGGCCUUCGGCCUGCUCGAGACCCUCGGGAUCAACCUCUUCCUCUACCCCUGGAAGAAAGAGUUCAGGAGCAUCAAGACCUACACGGGCCCCUUCGUGUAUCACAUCAAGUCGACGCUGCCGGAGGAGGCGGUGCGGGGGAUCCUCAGCUCCCUGGGCUACGUGCCGGAGCUGGGCACGGCCUACCGGCUCCGAGACCUGGUGGAGACGUUGCGCGUGCAGAUGGUGUCCUUCGAGCUCUUCCUGGCCAAGGUGGAGUGCGAGCAGCUGCUGGAGAUCCACUCCCAGGUGAAGGAGAAGGGCUACUCGGAGCUGGACGUGGUGGCCGAGCGCAAGCGCAGCAAGGAGGACGUGCGCGGCUGCUCGGACGCCAUGCGCAGGCGGGCGGAGGGCCGGGAGACCCUGACGGCCGCCUCCGCGGCCCGGGUGCUCCUGCAGAAGUCGGCCAGCGAGCGGGCCGCCAAGGACUACUACAAGCCCCGGGUGGGCAAGGCCUCCAAGUCCGUGGACGCCUACGACGGCGGCCCCUGGGAGGGCAGGAAGGCCCCCCCGCCGGGCUGGCCGGGCCCGCGCGAGGAGCCCGCGCCCGCCGGGGACCCCGAUGCCCAGCCGGGCCGCCCGCCGCCCCCCGCUCGCGGCCGGGCCCGGGCGCCCCGAGGAGCCGGCCUCCGCCCCCGGCCGGCCCGAGGAGCCGGACCUGACGCCCUCAAGCCGGACGUCUGGCUGCUGGGCAACGAGCCCAGCCCCGUCUACCGGCCCAAGCGGGGCCCGGCGGCGUGCCAGGCCUGCGGCCUGGCCGGGCCCGGCCCCUGCCCGCGCUGCGACGGCGCGGCCCUCAAGGCCAACGGCGGCGGGGCCGGCCGGCCGCGGCCCGCCGGCUCCUCCUCCCCCCGCUGCAGCUUCUGCAACCGGCCCGGGGCCGCCAACACGUGCACCUUCUGCUCCAAGGUGUCCUGCGACGCCUGCCUCGGCGCUUACCACUACGACCCGUGCUGCCGCAAGAGCGCCCUGCACAGGUUCCUGCCCAGCCACCAGCUGGGCUCCAAGGCCGUCCAGCUCUCCCACCUGGUGUACAGAUAGCCGGGCGUCCUCACCCUGCCGCCUCCGCCGCCGCCGCCGCCACCGCCGCAAGGGCCCAGGCGUUGCACCGGCGUCCGAGCCGGACCCCGGCCCGGGGAGCCGAGCUCCCUCGUCGCCCGGGGCGGGCCCCGACCCCCCGAGCUCCCCCCGGCCCCUCGCCACCGGGCCGUCGGGCGGGAGACCGGGCGCUCGGGCUUGGGGUUGCUCGCCCGCGCCCUUCCCCGGAGAGGAUUCGGGGCUCCUCCUCCCUCCUACAGCUGGCAGGGAGGGAGAGAGAGAGAGAGAGAGAGACAGAGAUAGAGAAAGCGGUCUUGCCGUCCAGGUUAAUCACCCACUCCCGGCGGCCAGCGGGCUUCCCGGCGGUCUCUGGGCCGGCAGACCCUUUUCCAUUGUGCCAGACUACUUCCAACGGCUCGUCGGUCCCCCUCCCCGCACCCCGACCCCUCCCAAGGGCUGACAGCAAAGCACUUCUCGUCCCACGGUCCGCCGGACCUCCCCUCCUCAAGCGAGAGGACUUCUCCGGACGUUUUCGCCCGCGGGCCCGCCGGGUUUUCCGGUCGAAAACCGAGCCGAGCACCUGCCGUCUUUCGCCACGCUCUCGGCGCCGGACCCCUCCCCGCCGUACCCCGGAACGCCGCCGCCGGACGAGGAGGACCCGGCGGCCUUCGUUUCCGUUGCACGCGUACCGCCGCCUCCUCUCCUUCCUACUGUAAAUAGGCGAUUGGAAAAGUUUUAUUUUUCAAUAAAUAUAUCAAACCCGUCGUGCGCUGAAAAGCGGUAAGGUCGCCGCGUAGCCUCUGUCCGGUUUCCCCGAGUGAUCCGCCCACCCCGGGUGGAGGGACUUGGGCGGGCCGCGGUCGGGCCCCGGCCACGGUGACUUCUGCACCACGAUGGAGAGGGCUGGAAAGCCGCAGGGGAGAAAGUCGUCUCCUCCUCGGAGAGAGCGGCUCCCCGAUACACGUCUGCCUACCUCCCUUUUGAGCUCCCGGGGGCUACCACGGGCCCAAAGGUGAGCGUCGACCCGCCGCCGGCUGGAUUCGCCCGUUUAAGAUAUCCUGGGCUCCCUCUCGGCCUCGACCUCCCCCCUUUCCCCAGCGAGGCCCGGGAAACGGGGAGACUCCCUGAUUUUCCCCCGCGAGAGGCCUCGAGCGUCAGCCGGGGGUGGCCGACCUCCGUUCGCACCGAGAACCGUCCGGGCUCCGGCCUCGGGGGCCGUCUCCUUUCUCAGGGCAGAGGCUACCGCUCCGUCCCGUUUGCUUUUGGGAAUAAGAGCGCCGGGGGCCCAGGGGGAUUCGCAACUAGAGCUGGGCUUUUGUGAAUCAGAGAAAAAGAUUUCAGCCAUAGGUUCGACGUUCAAAACCCUUUGGGGCCGAAGCAGUCAGUGGACUUCCAGCUCCCCUUCAAGGGAGCCAGGCCAAGAGGAAACAUCUGACUGUUGGAGACCCAAAAAGUCAAACGAAAACGAACUCAACUGAACAAAAUGGUACCUUGCUGAUUCCGAAAGCUUCCACGGCUCUGAGCUCGGUCGAGAUAUUUUAAGAUUUCUUACCGUGUUUUUUAAUCGCUGUCUCUAUAAACAUAUAGACGUGUAGCCGCUAGAUCGCUCUGUAGAUAACCCGAGGUGUGUAGACGGCCAAAUUUAAAGGGGAUUUUACUACUGAAACUGACCUGAGCCGUGGUUUCCAUUUCUCGUGAGCCUUUCUCCCUUUUCUGAACUGCCCCGCGUGCUCUGCUUCCAAGACGAGCUCUCCCGGUUCCCUCGGCCCGCGUCCAUAUCGCUACCUGCAGUCAACGGAUUGAUAGACCGCGACGCCACGUAACUCAGACAGUGAACAGAGCAGGGGUGACGACGUUUUAUUUCCGCCUUGAAAGGAAAAAGUCCCGUGUACAUAUUGUCCCGGAGAUACGAUCAUCUUGAACUGUGUGGAAUCGCAAGUGUGCCUGUGGUUUUCUUUAUUGAUGUGUAUCUUAUUGUAUGAGGUUGCUGUGAUUGAGAGAGUAAAUAUAUAUAUUAUAUAUAUAUGUACGAUAUAUAUAUAUAUAAUAUGCACAUUUGAAAUGCAGGUGGUUCGCCUUUGACUUUGACCAGUGAGCUGGCAUAUUUAUUGAAAGAUGAUUUUCAAAAUAAAGGAAGCGUCUUCCAUUCUG